This is a messenger RNA of Xiphophorus hellerii (green swordtail), 15980 nucleotides long. Its product is annotated as muscarinic acetylcholine receptor M4-like. Gene Ontology annotation, cellular component: synapse; plasma membrane; dendrite. The record is from RefSeq and is a predicted model, not a curated record. Gene Ontology annotation, biological process: G protein-coupled receptor signaling pathway, coupled to cyclic nucleotide second messenger; adenylate cyclase-inhibiting G protein-coupled acetylcholine receptor signaling pathway; chemical synaptic transmission. Gene Ontology annotation, molecular function: G protein-coupled acetylcholine receptor activity; G protein-coupled serotonin receptor activity. The coding region runs from base 480 to 2090 and encodes 536 amino acids. The transcript has 7 exons. NCBI's taxonomy places the organism in Eukaryota, Metazoa, Chordata, Actinopteri, Cyprinodontiformes, Poeciliidae.
GGGUGAGAGAAAAUGAAAAUCUGCUUGUGAUUUGGUAGAAAACCGCGUUCUAGUCGUAAAUGGUGGGUAAAAACAAUCCGGGAGGAUGGAUGGAUGGAUGAUUCCCCGGAGUUUGUGGAUGAAUGUCGGGAAGAUUUAGGAAAGCGUCUGUAUAAAUGAGAGUUCUAAUAUCCAAACAGUGAGUCAUGAAGGAUUGGCUGAAGAAAAUGACAUCAUAAGUCUCUCUCUCUAUCUCUCUGCUGCUUCUUCCAGAGAGCGCUGCGCGGUGAGGAGCGCAGCGGAGCGGUGCGCCUGGAUGGCAUGGAGCUCAAAUCACCGCGAUCCUAAUUAGAUGUUAACAAAGACUCGGACUGAAACCAAAUCAAGCUCCAGGAAGGAGGGGGAAAAAAGUCCAAACAUCGAUUCUGAUUCCAGCGGAGGGUCGAGGCGGCAGGAGCCUGAGCGGGAAAAACUUGGCUUUCGCUCUUUUGCCAUGAAACAUGAUUAAUGAAAGCAGUGAAGUUGGAGGCUUUCAGCCUCACUGGAGCUUCGGCGGGUCGUUGGGCAACCAGUCAGCUGACCUGUUCUCCAACAUCUCCUGUAAUGAGUCGACCAACGGUUCCACAUCCUGCUCUCUUCCCGACGACAACGCGAGGCCUGGAAGUUCGUAUAAAACCGUGGAGAUGUUUUUUAUUGCUUUGGUGACUGGAUCUCUGAGCUUUGUGACUGUGACUGGAAACAUAUUAGUCAUGCUGUCCAUCAAAGUGAACCGCCACUUACAGACUGUCAAUAACUAUUUUUUAUUUUCCCUGGCCUGUGCUGACCUGAUCAUCGGAGUUUUCAGCAUGAACUUGUACACAGUCUACAUCAUUGUUGGCUCCUGGCCCCUGGGACCGGUCGUCUGCGAUCUGUGGCUAGCUUUAGAUUACGUCGUCUCGAACGCUUCUGUGAUGAACUUAUUGAUCAUCAGCUUCGACCGCUACUUCUGCGUGACCAAACCCCUGACGUAUCCCACCAGAAGGACAACCAAGAUGGCGGGACUAAUGAUCGCUGCAGCGUGGAUCCUGUCGUUCAUCUUGUGGGCUCCAGCCAUCUUGUUCUGGCAGUUCAUUGUCGGGGAGCGAACAGUGCCAGCAGGAGAAUGCUACAUUCAGUUCCUUUCUAACCCCGCAGUGACCUUUGGGACGGCUAUAGCUGCCUUCUAUCUGCCCGUCGUUAUUAUGACAGUCUUGUACAUCAACAUCUCCUUGGCUUCCAGGAGCAGAGUCUCCAAACACAAACCUGAGAAGAAAGAGAAGAAGGGGAUCAAACCUCCCAACCUGCUAAAGAGUCACAUGAUAAAGCAGAACAACAACAACGACACCAGCCCUCAAGUCAGUCCUCGCUCCACUCCCAAGGCCAGCCUGGACUCCACCACCACCGCCCUGGAUGGAGUAAAGAACGGCCAGGUGGAGGAACAGAAACCUUCCCAAGCCGAAGCCCUGGGGCACCCCAGUCCCAGACUGGCACAGGAGGAGAAGGAGAGCUCCAACGACUCGUCCACAGCUUUUAUCCCUCCAACAGAACCAAAGGCCAACAGCGAGGCGACGUCUGAGGCGGCUACAAAUCCCAAUCCAGUUGUCACGACAACAUCCAACUCUGCCCUUACCAAGAUGAACCCAUCGUCAAGGUGGUCCAAGAUAAAGAUAGUCACGAAGCAGGCGGGCGACGAAUGCAUCACAGCGAUAGAGAUCGUCCCGCCGGUGGAGGGAGCGGAGAGGCGCUCCAUCCCAAUCAGCCGCCCCAGAACCGUGGCAAGAAAGUUUGCCAGCAUCGCGAGAAGCCAAGUGAAGAGGAAAAGACAGAUGGCUGCCAGAGAAAAGAAAGUAACCAAGACCAUCUUUGCCAUCCUCCUGGCUUUCAUCAUUACAUGGACACCGUAUAAUGUCAUGGUGCUGAUAUCCACCUUCUGUCAGUCCUGUGUCCCUGACACCGUGUGGGCGAUUGGCUACUGGCUAUGUUAUGUCAACUCCACCAUCAACCCAGCUUGUUACGCACUGUGCAAUGCCACAUUCAAAAAGACUUUCAAAAACCUGCUGCUGUGCCAGUAUAAAAAUAUAGGUACGAGAUGAGAUGAAAGAAGAAGAUAAAGGGUGGGAUGGGAGGGGAGGGAGAAGAAGGGGAGAUGUAAGCCACGUCAAAGGAGGAACAGAGGAAACACUAUAAAGGUGAGUGACAAGAAGACUGGAUAAAUAGAAGCAUAAAUGUGUGAAAUUUAACGAGGGCUGGCAUAUGGCGGGGGAUAUGCAUCUAUUUAUUCUGCAAGUUAAAGCAAACAGGCGAGAGAGCUCCCCAGCUUCCCUUUACAUGGAUCCACAGAGUGGAAAAGCUCCUACAGCCGUAAGACAAAGUGAAUGUGGUCUGGGAAGGAAGGAACAACUGUAAAGUGUGGAGACCAUGAAUGGAAAUAAAAGCUUGUGGAGACAAAACUAAAACAGAGCAUUCACUCGGCGGCGGCAGUGGCGUUGCUUGGAUUUGAGUGUUUUUGUGUAUAUUCGGAUCAGCUGAGGACAGCUUGGAUAUUCUGUCAUUUUCCCCCAUGAUGAAUUAUUCCCAGCAGAAAUCCCCGCAAAGUCGUGCGUUCAAGUUCUGAUGUGAUGCAGACUCUAUUAUAUCAAAGUACCGAGGGCAGUUGUGUGGGUAAUUGGCCACUGGCUGAGUUGUGACAGUUCAACUAUCGACCCAGACGGGUAAAAGUUGGUCCAGAAUCAUUAAAAAGUUCUUCUUGUUCCUGCAGUUGAUCUGAAAUCAGCUGUUUGUACAGAAAGGAAACAAGAGACGGAUUAAAAUAAGGGAGAAUAGGUAGCUGUGUUUCCAUUGACCACAUAAUUGCGCAAUUUGACAUUUCAAAAAUAAAUUUGCUUAAUAGAAACAUGCCAAUUUAAAAAACAAAUUUGUUUUCUGAUUUUUAAAAAAAAGCGAUUUAGCACUAGGAUGAGGUGGUUUUUCAGCAGUAUUGAAAUUGAUUUAUCUUGCAAAUAGGAGGAUCAUGAUGCAGCAUCACAUGAACAAACUUAACGUGUGAUUUUUUUUAUUGUAUGCACGACAAUUGUGAAAUUGUCUUUACUUUGACAUUACAUUUUUGCACACAUUUAUAAUGGAAACUCGGCUAGAGGCUUUUGACAUAACUGAAGUAUCCAUAGCAAGUUUCAACAUUGUCUGGUCAGGUCAAAGAUUUUCCAAUAAGUAACGUUUUAGCCGUAACAUAAAGGAAUUUCUCUGGUCUGCUCACGACAAAGUCAGCGUAAGCUCCAUGUUCCAAAUGUGACCCAUUGGACAGAUGAGGAUGUUAAGAGAAGAAAAGAAAAGGUUUUUUCAGUUUUUGUCUGUUUUAAAGAUAAAAGUCCUUUGUAAAGACUUUUACUUUCAAUUUUUUUUUUUUUUAAAUCAGCUCUCAAAAACUGCUUUUUGUAUUCCAAAAACAUCAAAACUCAUUUGAUGGGCUGAGACCUUCAAAUGUCAACAAAUCCUUUUUAGAGCGCUACGGAUGGAGUUCUGCCUGACUUCUUCUCCUCUCUACCCUCUCAGACUGGAUCAUUAUUAUGAGAUUGAGCUUGGUAGAAGUUCUCUCCACUAUAAAGCUUAAAAGCUCAAUUGAUGAGUUUGACAGUGAUGCUGUUCAGGCUUAGCAUUAAAGCAGAUGGCUGCAGUCGCCGUCUGUCUUAGAAACAAAGAGGAAUUCUUCUCCCAGGAGAGAAGAGGAAGGAACGGUUCCAGCUGCUAGAGAUUCAUUGAUGUAUCUCUCUGCUGCCACCCUCACAGGGCGAGCGAACGAGCUUAUAUAACUUGCCAGUGGGGAGGGCAGCAACUUUAAGUAGCAAGGGUGAGGUGGCUGAAGUCGCUCUGUUUAUUGAAAAUAGAUCAGGAUAAGCUGCGGAUUUGAAAGGAAGUCAGUGGGGGAGUGAUGACUACACAGGGAGGAAGAUUUGCAGGCAGGUGGAUUAGAGGAAAGUUGCUGCUUCUUAAAAUCCUACCAGCUAACAAGCCAUAGAGCUUCAAAAUGAUAUUUUUCAGAAUAAGAGGAGGACUGAGGUGAAAGGUGGCAGAAACCCUGAAGGAGCGUGGAAACGGGUUGUUUCUGUUUUGGGUCGAAUCCUGAAUCCUGUUUCCUCAUUUCCUCAUGAUUCUCAGAAGAAACGUCUUUCAGCUGCUAAUCAUACAAAAACACUUAGCAAAUAUUCACAUUUUAAUGAGAAAAUUAUCACUUUGAUGCCUACUGUUAAGUUUUUGCCAUAUUAUAUAUGGAACUGACGUUUGAUCUAUUGUCAAUGAUGGACCAAAAAAAAAAUCUUCUUAAUUUAAAACACUAGUGAAAUUUGUAGCUCUUACAGAAUGUGCAUUUUGUAAUUCUUACCGAUGUGAGAAAAUCACAUCGGUAAGAAAAUGUAGGGCUCUAAUAAUUAAAUGUGACAAAACAUCAUUAACACCAUAUUAUGUAAUAACCAGCACAAAAUGAAAUGAAGUCAUAAAACGCAUUUUGAAUCGUUUUGCCCUGAACAACAUAAGUUAGUACCAACGGUUCUUUCUAUGAUAAGACAACUACGAGCAAAAGUUUGGCAUUUAUUGACAAAUCCUUAAAUAACAUUAGAAGAAUAAUAACCAGGAUGAAAAGAAACAGUUUAUAAUUGUUUAUUGCAUAAUGUGCCACAUUAUUACGUUAUAAUUUCUAAAUAAUAAUUUCUGCAUUUUGUAAUAAUUGCCACAAAAUGUAACAUUUUGCAAGAGAAGGUAUUGCAAAAUGUGUUCAAAAAUUUUAUUACAUGUUCUGUCGGUUAUUACAUAAUGCUGCGCUACGCAGUGUUAUCAAGGCUGUUUGUUUAACAAACUGUUAAAUUGCCAGUAUGUAAUUUUUCUUCAAACCUCAAUCUUCCGAUCCAAAAGCAAUUAGUGAUAGCAGAAUAAAGUGUUGGAGGAUUGUGCAAGUUUUUUCUAUUGGCCAAAUCUUCUGCUGCUCACGUGUUCAUCACAAAUCAGGGUUUAAAAAUGGUAAAAGUAAUAAUCAAUCACAAAUAUCAAAGUAGUUUCAGGCGUGGCGUCAUCUUGUAGCGGCAACCGUUGUUGCCAUUCACUCUUCUUAUGAUCAAAAGAUGAAUGAAGGGAUACAAUUUUCUUUAAAGACACUUGACAGAACAUAUGUUCAAAAUAUUUUAUUUAUAUUUGUUUAUUUAAAUAUUUUACUGACUUCCUCUUGUAGAGGUUUGUGACUGACAUUGACCUCCAGCGUUACAGGCAGGAAGUAAAGAGGUCUGGUCAUGUGACCUUUCACACUAGAUGCAUGAAAUUGAUAUUGCUUAGAGUUGACACAUUGUUAUUUUAUUUUAAAACUUCAGUUGGCUGCCAAACGUCAAAACAAUUGUUCUAGAGCUUCCAGAAGUUAGAAAAAAUGUCUGGCAACAAUUGUUGCCGGUGGGAUUAAAUGGCAACAAUUGUGGGAUUAAAUGGGUUAAUUAAGGGAUCUGGAUAGUCCUAGGAAAUGAGAAUCAGGACAAUUGUCCAAGAUCAUUUUAAUAGAUUCUUUAAAACUUUUAUUUGUAUUAUAUCUGUUGCUUUGGCAAUAAAAAAAAACAGGAACCAAAUAUCUGUUAAAGUUGGUUUUUCUUCUCAGUCAUUCAUUCAGAUUUUUGAGAUGAGCUAAGUAGUCAAAAGAAGAUCCCAAUUAAAGAUCCCAAUUAAACAGCUCUGGGCUGCUGAUGUGAGAAUGUUGGGACAUGUGACUGAGGGAAGCUCAACGAGAUCCAACAGAAGAACUGGCUCUGAGGGAGCAUGAAUGAGUCAAGGAGCCGCUUUCUCAGAUCACUUCAGUUACCUUAAUUAAUUCAGACUGAUGCAUCCUGGCAAGAAAGCAAAUUAGCUCAUCGCUUUGUCCCAGGAGCCAGUCGUCGCCAGAAAUGGGUCUGUGAUUAGCUCCGGUUCUGGUCACCAUGUCGGAAUUCGGCGUGACGGGAUGUCACCCAGGACGCCUUCAUCAGAGACAGAACCGAGGAGCUGCGCUCAACAGAUUCCUUUUGUAAUUUAAGUAGCGAUGAAGUGAAGGCAGGAGACUUGAUUUCCCUAAUAUGGCUGAAUCACAAGGAGCUGAGUCGGCUGCUUUCACUUUAAUCCUUUAUAAACCCGUCAGUGCAGCAGAGCAAACAGGCGAAUGUGAGGAGAAUCCAACAGCACACACAAACUCGUUUUCUCACACAAUCCCUGGAUUUGUCUUCUAGUUCGCUCAGGCCUCAGCUCUGCUGGAGAUCUCAUGUGGCAGUUCAGCGAAGAUAUGACUGGAGUAAAUUUACCUCAGAAGAAGACGAGCAACAGCUGUUUUUUUUAGUUUUCAGAUCAACAAACAGAUUUUAACAUUGGAUCGAAAUGUCAUGUCAUGCAUUAAAGGGACAACUUCAUAUCUGAUGUAAGGGAUAUUUAAAUCGGGCUCGUUUCUGGUGAGAGUUGGACUCUGCCAAGGUUGCCCUUAGUAACCGGUCCUCUUCAGAGAGCUUCUAGGUGCAGCUAACGUAUUGAGGGGAUUCGCUUUGGUUGUGUCAGGAUUGGGUCUGUGCUGUUUGCAGAUGAUGUGGUUCUGUUGGCUUCAUCAGAUUGUGACCUCCACGUGGUUAAGAAAGCUGGUGAGCUAUUCCAGUUGUUUCUAGGAUGGGCUGGGAAUGCCAAGGGAUUCCCCAGGAUGAGCUGCUCCAGGUUGGAGAGAAGUCUUCUGUCUGCUUCACACGGCGAGAUUUAAAACCUCAGAGAUCACACACGCCAUGAUUUUUUUUUAAAAAUCAUAGUUGUAACAGACUUUGUUGCAGUUUGUGUUGUCCAGCCGCACGGGAGGAGCAACACACUAAAACACAAAGUGAUUUCACUCAGCAGCAUUCAGAUGGGAAAUCUGGCCAAACCUCUCGAGAGACCAAACAUGAAUUCGGAGUAAACAAACUUUAAGGUAAAAAAAAAAUUGGCAUGAAAUCUUGCCAUGUGAACGAGGCUCUGGACCCGAUCCUGGAUUAAGUGCAAAGUGAUGGCUUAAUGGUUCUCCUUUAAUAAAUGGAAUCAUAAUUUGACAAAAGACAUUUUUUUGAAUCUAUGUCUAAUAUUACAUUUAUUUCAUGAUCUAAAACAUUUUCAGCUGACAGCAAUCCAGAUUAAAUCUAUAAGAGGAAAUGCAUAUUGUUAUAGCAUCCUUGCUUUUUGUUUGUUUUUCCUAUUAAUAUUUCUAAGGCGCGCUACCAAGAAGGUACACACAGCUGAGAUCAGAUCUGUUCUAAUUAUUCAAUGACCCAAUGCAAGCCGCUUUCCAGUCUGACUGCUUAACUAUAGCAGACACACCAACACAUUCAGGUCCAUUUCACUGAGACGGUGCUGCACUAAGCAGAGCAGCAAACCACCAGUUUAUCUUCAGUCGUGCUGCUCUGCUGCUGAUGCUUAUAGCUGCUUUUCUUUUUGACUCCACUGCUGAGUCCAGACUGAGAAACUCUCCGUCUUGACACACUUUAAUUUAUUAACACGAUCAGUUUUGAUAUACACCAUCCAGCUCAGGUUGUAUUUUUAAAGUUUUCUUUUAGCCUCAAACAUUUUUUUUUUUUUUUGUUCAGAAUUACCUGACAUUUAGCUCGAUCUUUCUACACCAGAAUUUGGGAUUUUUCCACAUAUUAGUCUCUGCGAAUUCUCCGAAGUUAUGGAGGCAAAUCCAUGCUAAAAGAGGCAAAGUUUAAAAUGCUAAUAAUCAUUUUUGAAAUGCUAUGAAAUUCAGUAGAUUUCUGUAAAAACAAUACAUUGAAUCCACGCCUAUUGACUUUAGGAAAUUUUUUUCUCAAUAAAUCUCUUUAGCAUAGUUGAAGAACAGGAAAAGACUGAGGAUGCUGUAGAACAACAAAAAUAAAUAAAAUUCAAUUUUACAAAAAUACAAAUAUAGAAUUUUUCCACCUGUCACCAUGUCUGUGGUUCCAUUCCUGACUUCCCUGCAUGUCGAGGCGCUUGUGUUUGCUCAAAAACGUCUAAUUUCAGUUCAUUCACCAUCAAAGAAGAAAGCUGAUGCAAGGAAAUGACAGAGGCAGAAGGAGAGGGGAAUUAGAGAAAUGUAAUGAUGAGGUUGAGAAGGAAAAGUAGGGCAUGAAUCAAUGAGGCAGAACAGGAAUCCUUUAUUUAGUUCUAGUUAGCUUGAGAGGGAGACACAAUAAAACUGAAAAUCACACCAACAGGCUAUUAAUGCAACAUUUACUUUGUGUGGGCCACCAGUUGCACGUGGAGUUCAUCGGUUCUUAUUCUCAUAAGGAACCAGAAAGGAUUUUUUUUGCCUCGCAUAGAACUACUCAGUCCCAAAUCCAGGCAUUUUAUCUGCGAAGUGAAAGCUUUAUUCAAACCCUCCUGCAGCUCAGCAGUCGGCUCGUUCAUAUUUCCAAGUAGCUAACCUCAGCUUUACCUUUCUCUGGAUUCCACCCCUGCUUCCAUCACUGGAGAAAAACAGCCGAGACCUGCAGAAGACCACGACUUCCUGUUCGUUCAUCGUGUCACCGCUUUAUUCACUGAUGGCGUUGAAAAGACAAACCUUUUCAUUGGACCAUUCAGCCAGAAGCAUGUAGAACACUGAAAUGUUUCAGAUCGUCCCGUUUUAAUAUCUAACAAAGAUAAGCUGAGAAAAUACAAUCAACCAAACAAUGGCACCAUAUAAACAAUAUUUCUAUAAACAUAACGUUGCAUCGUUCUCUCUAGCUAGCAGUAAAUCCUGAAGGAGAAGGACUGGACACUCCUGCAUGACCUUCAACUCAACCAGAAAGUUAACAAAUGUUUCAGAGGAGAUGGUUGCCUAAACAGAAGAUGAUCAGAUUUCUGAACACGGUGUGCUAAUUGCAUGAUUGACUUUUUAAAUCAAUCAAAGUACUGACUGUGCCAUACUGAUGUAAUAAUCUGUGCUUUUGUGACCUUCAGCUAUUUUAAUUAUAUUCUAUGAACCUCUCCAGGGAACCCAAAUUAGAACCAAUUAGAAAAGUGAACCAACAUUUCUUCAUAGCUGUCACGAACACAAACACUUCAAAACACCAGCAUUAAGGUUUAGGGAGCUACUUCUUCUUUCCAUAAUACUUUUAAUGAAGAAACUCAUAAUUUGACCACUGCAGUUUGUAUUUGUCAGGUUAUUUCUGUCUAUUGAAUACUUUCUCCGCCUUUAAGAGAAUCAAAACUCCUCUAGCUUUUUUCCCCGUUUUAGCUUUUUCUUCCUCUGGGGAAAAACCGCUGUAUUUGAUGAGCAGCGUAAUGAUGAUGCAAAGCAUAGGAAACCAAAGGCUCCGCUGUGGUGCUGUCUUCUACUUCUUCAUUUCUUGUUUCAGGAAGUCAGUCACACUGAGUUAGCAUAGGGUUAACAAGCUAGGUUUCAGUGCUACUUACCUUCUUCUGCUUCUCCAGGAAGAUUCGCUGUUCAGAGAGACAUGAAUAAUAAAAGGUCCUGAAGUAUUUCUAUUCAUUUUUAUUCCGAUAAGUGAUAUCUGGCAUUGCAGGUGACAGGAACACCAUUUUCACAAAAAGACCCAGACAGGAAUCCCUGAAACGAGUUGUUGUUUAUAGCCUGGAAUCCAGUUUCACAGCUGGAUAUAUCUGUGGGUCGACUGGAUGUGUCUGAACGGAUAAUUAAGUUCUCCGGUUUAUGUGUGGUUCAAAUAUGGACAUUUAUUGGUCAUAUCUGUUCCAAAGUAGCAACAGUGGUGAACUUGGAAAAGAGAGGGAUGUUGAGUUGCUGAAAGCAGCACUGAGUGAACACUUGGUCCUUGUUGAUGUGGGUUAUUGAAGGUGGAAAUGCGAAGAAUCAUAAAGACGUGAGGGAUUUAGAAGAAAGCCCGUGGCGACGGCCUACUUAAAGCGCUUCGAGGAAGGAAAACAGGAGAAAUGAAGACAGGGAUCAUUGAUGCUUGUGGGGAGUGAAGUAAUAUUAGAUCCAAUAUAACAAAGCUUGUCUUACUGAAAUAAGCUUUUGCUGGAAAAAAAAUUAGAACACCCUGUGGAAACAUAUUUGUAAUUCAUAACAUGAAUUUGAACAAAACUGAAUACGUUUUGUAAUACUCAAAAGAUAUUUUAAAAGAUAACAUAAAACAACGUAAGAAAAUUGUUUAACAUCUGUUAAAAUGUUCCAGAUUAUCACCUUCAGCUUUUUUGAGACAUAACAAAGCAUCAUGGUUUUGAAGACAUAUCCUAGUAUGACAGGGUGAUCUGAAAAUGAUGUAUUUUAAUUUAGAUGCUUUCUUUAAAAAGUAAAUCAACAGGUUACACAUUCUGGAGUAAGACUGUAACAUUCAACUACAGCAAGGCUUUUUAGAGCAUUCUUUCAAAGUUAUGCAAAAACAGGAAAUAAAUGGUUUGAUGUGCAUUGUAUUGGGAACACUGGCAGAUUUAGUAUGUCAGCGUUGGGUUAAAGAAACCCGCACCCAGAUGGAGACUCAUGAAUUUUUCCUGAUCCCCUGUCAUAAUGUUGCUGCUCUCAGGAACAAGUCCCUCUGUAGAAUCCUCGUUCCCACUUCAUUCAUUAUUAUUAAUAACACACAAUUUUAGAAAACUGGGCUGCAACAGAAACGACUCACAACAUUCAGCAGACACGCGGCACCAGCUUUUUGUUGCCUUUGUGAGGAAUCUGUACCAGAUUUCACAGAAAUAUGUAACGGAACGAUUGUUUUCUCAACAAUACAAAUUGGUUUUUCAGUAUUCUAGAUACGGGCUCAUUUUUAAAUGACACGUCGCGAAUGGUGCAACGAAGAAUUGAAAAUGAACGUUUCAUUGGCCUAGUCGAAGUUUGGACAAAAUUCUGCAGAAAAACUCGUCGAUGGCAGGUGUGGUAACAGAGCGACCACACCACAUUGUUUGGAUAAAUGAGAUCAUCUUUUGAGAACUGGUAAUCUUUAUCUCACACUAAAAUGUGUUGGAGGAUCUGAAAUAAUUAAGUUAGAUUAGAAAUCUGUGGCGUACAUCAUCAGGACGCUUAAUCCAACUUUGCUUUCUUACAUUAGAAACGGAAUCGCAACCUUUCUGGGACUAACACCUUUCCUGCGACUCCUAUGGCCAGAGGUUUUAGGCAGUCUGUCACAUUUAGAGAGAGGAAAGAAUGCAAAGAAGCCUUUACCGCUAGCACUUACACCAGAGCCUUUUCUCUGUCUAACGGACACAUUGAUGGCGAAUCCUGUUAGUGAUGGACAGCUGAGUGGCAGGUAGAUGGUGUGGAGUCAGUGAAAUAAAGACAGCAUUAGAGGAGAAGGCGAAUUAUUAGCAUCCACCUUUAAUAAUAUUUAGACUUCAUUACGAUUCACGUAUUUUUAUUGUGUAUUAUUUCUAUACUGCCAUCUUAAAAUAGGAAAAGUUGAUCAUUUAUAAUGUUUAAUGGAAAAAGUAUUAGAUUAUCUAUAGUUUCUGCAGAGAAGGAAAGAGGCUAAAAAUGGUUCAUUUCUGAGACAGCGCUGAACUUUGCUCUUACUUUUUGAUUUUCCUGUAUCUUGUUCGCUGUCCAGAAUUCCUCUGGGAACAAACUUCUUCCCCUCAGUCUGACUGUGUGGUUCAGCCUGGACACAACGGACAGUUUUCAUAGUUUUCACUUGCCUAGCAAUGCUAAUGAGGUGCAGGACGUUCUAAUCGAAGCUGACCUGUGUCAUUGACCCAAAAUACACUCAAAAAUAUGGAAGUAAGCACACUUCCUGUCGACUUAAAGAAGAAUAGCUCUUUUAAGUAAUACAGGAUCAUUUCUAUUUUAAAAAGGGCUAGGAAUGUUAUGCUAGUUAGUUUUUGUCCUCAAAAUCCAAGGAAAGUUUAAACAGCAGUCAGAUAGUUUUUACUCUUUGACCCUAUAAAGAUUGAGAAGGUUUUAGUAACAUUUAGUUCUUUCAUCUAAGGUGAUAUCUUUGUAUUUUAUUUAUGUGUGUUAGCUUGUGAUAUUCUGAGAUAAUCAGAUUAUUUCACUCUUUUUAACACACAUCUGGGUCCCUCUCGCGUCUCAAGUCCCAUUUUAACACAGGAUUCUUUUACAGACAAACAAAUCCCAACCUUUCAGAACCUCAAUCCUUCUUUGUCCCUUUUUUAAGUAGCUGAUAAUGACGCUUCUUUGAGAUUCAGAGUGCUAAAUCACAUCAUCUCUUUUCUGGUUAAUCUCCUCCUUGUUCCUUUCAGCUUGGCAUUGUCAGCCCGUGAUGUAUUCUCUGCAUUUAGAUAAAGCUAAAUGUUGCCAAUAAGUGAUUAGUCAGAAAUACUUGAGAUGAACCUUGUUAAGCCUAAUUUAGAGACAAAGGUUCACCUGCUCAUGUUUAAUUACAAUAACACAAAGAAAAAGCAACAUUGUUCUUUCAUUUCUCCUCCAGUCUAAUCAAAUCUUCACAUUGACUAUUUGAAGGAUUAAUGUCCAGAAUAACAGUUUUACCUUCAGGGAGAAAAAAAACAGAAUGUCCCGGAUCUUCAAAGAAAUACCUGAUCAACUUUCAGAGGCGUGUAAAAAAAAAAAAAAGAAAGAAUAAUAAUUUAUUUUAAGUUUUUAGGGGUGUGGGAGUUUCAUCACUUGUGCUAGCAGUCCCUAUUUUGGGAUUAAUUCUUGAUUCGCACUGAUUAUUACUUUUUUUCUGCAUAGAUUUGCUUAAAUAUUAACUUUGAACCAACUUGUGUCACUGGGAUAUUGUUACACACUAUAAUUUCUUCUAUUGUUAAUAUUUUGGAUAUUUGAGCUUCUAUUGGAAAAUUUGUUAGAAUGAGUCCUGUAUCUAAAUGUACUGAGAAGAAGAGGCCAUUAAUCUAAAAGUAACAUAAAAAUACAGAUUACAGUGUGGAAAUGUAUUCAGGGACAAAGAGCUUAAUUUUUGGAGACGUGCUGUUGUCACGGUGACCAUAUUUGGAGAAGAAAGCAUGAUGCUACCACCACCAAAAGGUGUUUUGGUGGUGGUAGCAUCAUGCUGAGUUUAUUUUGCCAGAGAACGGAGUAGUGCAUUUCACAAAGUCUCUUGAAACAUAAUCUAGGAAGUUAAAUCUUGGGCACAAAUUCAUCACCUAUUGAGACUUCAUUUCCAAACUUCGCAACGAAUUUGUCUAAAACGUGAGAAUUCUAGAUUUCUGAAGUAAAUAAAUGCGAGUGGUAGUCUGCAGAGUUUUGGGAAGAGUGAAACUAGAGUUCACUGAGGGCAAUUGAGGGCAAACAAAGGUGCAACGUGAGUCGCUGCAGCCAAAUAAACAGGCUCCCGUUUCUUACCCGUUCUGGAGUUAGAAAAGAAAAACAUCCCUAAUGGAAAGGUCAGUCCAUUUUUCUGAAUUUAAUUAAAUUCAGGUGUAUUUAUCUGGCAUCACUUGAUAUGGAAAAUCAGCAGUGAGCGAUAUUCCGGGAACAGAUUCAAGUCAGAAGCGGUUGUGUAAAUGCAGCCUCACUCAUUUCACACAAAUCAACUCUAAAUAUACGCCAAUUAUAUUCCAGCCGAACUUUUAACAGGCUUUUGUGUUUGUGAAGAAAGUCAGUAAAUUACAUUUGAUUUGCACAGGCAAGAUAAACCAAUAAAUACUGUAAAAAGUGUUUAUGGAACAACGCUUGACGAAAAAUGAAAAAAUAGUGAUGUGAAUUUAUAUCUAUAUGUUAUAUUUUAUUUGUAUUUUUUCCACUGAAGAGGAGAAAGUCAGAAGAAAUGUCUAUGAAGUACCUCUGAGACCUAACAAACCGGCACAGCUGAGGGAUUUAAAAGUGCUCAAUUAAAACAAUUAAAAAUCAGACAGAUAGAUGGUGACAUUUUUACUCUACAUUAUUAAACCUCCUGUUUCUCUCUUUCUUUCCCUGAGUUCACCCGUUUCCUGAAUAGAUUAUCAUUGUAGCGAAGCAGCUCUCUGUAUGUUUUCUGAUGUGACCAGUCGGUGACCAUACAGUAGAUUGGUCACCAACUACCCAUUCAACAUAUUUCCUAAAUUUCAGAAAAUGUUAACAUGUCAAAUCAUUUAACUAAAUAUGACUAAUGUCAGGCUUCCUGUUCAAAACGAAAUAUUUUUGGAAGAUGUUCUUCCUGUAGUGAAAGCUGGAAUCAUGUGUCUUAGUCAGAGAGAGUGGGUGUUUCAGCCAGAGGCCAAUAAUCAUCCAAACUACUGCCCAGCAGAGAGCCUCUGUUUCUGGUAAUUAGAUGGUGCCUCACAAUGACUGGUUUUAAACAUACUGCUGGGACAGAGCAUUGGUUUGACCGGUGUCAGCUAAUGACAGGUUUUUGCCUUCCGCUGAGACAGAUCCACAAAAAAAAGCUUUUGAGAAGUGUAAUAAAAAAAAUACUGUUAAUUUUUUAUAAUGCUAAGGAUGAAUUAUGUACAAUUAUCUACAAAUGCAGACAGGAGACUGGCUUAAGAUACACUGUUGGAUUUUCAUGUGUAUAUUUCUUGUGCAUGACUGUAAAUACUCAACACAAGGUGAACAUUUCAGGGUUUUGCAUCGCUUACUAAGUUAUUCCAAAGAGAAGAGACUUGUGUUCUUAUAAAGUAUAUAUAAAAAAUUAUUUACCUCUAUGUACGGAGCAUGGAGUUUCUAGUAAUCUAAGGAAAUGUCAAUUCUAGUCCUUUUCUGUCCCAAUAACAGUAAAGGUGACUUCAGAUUAUCAUCAAACAUGUUAAAGACCAAACGAGGGUUUUAGGUGUCAAAUAGGCAGGAUGUGUAACAUAUAUAUACUGUAUAUAUAUAUAAAUAUAUACACUGAAGAAAAAUUCCACUCAAAUAUUUUGUCCUAUAAAUGUUUUAUGUAUGAUGGUAAAUAUGUGCUUUGAAUUAUAUUUGCAACUUGGCCACAUUUGUGUUCUUGUACAAGAUGCAGCCAGAAUGACUGUAAAAAGGGUAAAUCAACAUAAAACAUUUAACUUGUUUUUUAUUUUUAUUUUUAUUAUUAUUAUUAUUAUUAUUAUUAUUAUUAUUAUUAUUAUUAUUGUGUUUUUUGUAACCAAACUGUAAAACAGCAAACAUCUGUUUAAGUCUUCAUACCUUCAAUAUGGGGGAGAAGAUUAAAAAAAUGCUAAGCUAACCGUUUGUUGAAUUUGGGUCAAAACCAAAACAGAUUCCCACCAGGUUAAACAGAACUAAGUUGAAACAUUGGUGAUGUGUUUAUUACUGAGAACUUAUGCUUUCUCUAGAUAACUCAUUGAAUUAAAACAACUCUUUUUUUUUUCAUAAUUUUUAAAUGGCAUUAAUUAAAAAAAAUUUUUAAAAAAUGGUCAAAUGCACCAAUUUUAGCCCUCUGGAAAGUGAUGGUAGCUUAUUUAAUAUUAAAAAAUGUAGCAUGUACAGCCAGCAGCAAAUUGCAAAAACCCAUAAAUACUUGAGACCCUCUCUAAAGACUCUUACAAAUAUCCAUUUUAAUAGUUCAAACACCAAAUAUACCUUAAUAUUCAUUAAUAUGCACUUUGGAAACUGUUAUGUCUGUACAACAGAAGCUAACAGCUACAGUUUUCCUUAGCUAUACUCCUGGAGCUCAGCCAAUCAGUGCCAAGGAAAAUGAAUGGCAUUUCUGGAUUGGCUGCUUUGUAAAAGCCGACUAGCAUUUCAACUACAGAUUUGGCUGGUUGAAUGUAACGGGCAGAUUAACCAGCCGUCUACAGAAGUUACCUAAUUAAGAUUGAGGCCAGAUUGACUGUUUUGACCUGUAUGUUCUGCUGAGAUUUGCUUUACAAAGUAGGUUUAAAAAAGAAAAUCACCAAACUGUUUACUAAAAAAAUGCAUCUUGGCCUAAAAUACAUUCAAAUGUCCUGAUAACCAUCAAGUGCAGGCGGCAUCGCGUUGCAGAGUGUGUGCAUGCCUCUGUGUGUUUUUUCUUCUUCUUUCUUUUGAAACAUUUUUUUUCCCUCCGCUAGCAGUGUGUGACGUUUUGCCAAACACAACCAAAAUAGUUUGGAGGAUCAGUUUUAGUCUCUAGGCUUAUUCAUAAUUACUCUACUCUUUCACUUUUAAACUGGCAGUCACUUUGCUUCUAUCACACAAAACUCAUCCAUCUUAAAUACUUCCAGGAUUUUAGUCACGUAAGCAAAAA